CCCAACAAUGAAAAAUGCAAAAUAUCAUAGCCAAAGUUCUGUUAACUUAAUGCCAAGUUCAGGAUAUUCUCCAAAACCUUCAAUUCAUGAUUCUUGUCUCAAAAAUAUUGUCCAAAACCACAAACAAAUAGUUUCAAUUCGUGAUAUUGUCCAAAUCCUCGCCACCUAAUUUACUAUCAAGUAAUUUACCAUUCAUGAUUCUUGUCUCAAAGUAACAAAUAGCAGUUUCAAUUCAAUAUCACUUACAUCCACUAGGCGGCGUCAAGGCGCGGAGCAGAGAAAGUAGAAGGAGGGCGAUGGGACUGGAGUCGAACGUCGACCGUCGGCGGGAGGUGGAGCCGCAGUCGCGCGGAGCAGAGGAGGAGAAGGAGAAGGGCGGCAAGACUGGAGGACGGCGGGAGGUGGCGACGUGGAGGCGCGGAGCAGAGGAGCAGGGGGAGGGCGGCGACUGCGAGACUGGAUUCGACCGUCAGCAGGAGGUAGAGACAGGUGUGGGCGGGCGGCAAGAAUGGAGUCGGACGAAGGGCAACUGUCGGUGAGGCGGCGAGCCCGGAGUCUCGCCUCUUGCGAUUUCGAUUUCAGUAAGGGAGAGGGAGAGGGAACGUGCGACUGCGGCCUGCGGCAGGUCUGGUAGUUGGGAGGGGGGGGGGGUUGGGAAAUAAUAAUGUUAUGGUUAGGGAGGGUUGUCUGCUGCGCAGGUCGAGCUCACUUAGUGUUUGAUUGUGGUCGGGUAUCCACGGGGCGGGUACUCCCAAACCCGAACCCGCCCCAACUCGAUCAACCAGCCACCAGAUCUAAACCCGAACACAAUCAAUAGAGUUUUACCUG
Messenger RNA from Linum trigynum, 828 nucleotides. Lineage: Eukaryota; Viridiplantae; Streptophyta; Magnoliopsida; Malpighiales; Linaceae. The record is from the annotation of a GenBank genome assembly.